Molecule: messenger RNA, 1638 nt
Organism: Ectocarpus sp. CCAP 1310/34
Lineage: Eukaryota; Phaeophyceae; Ectocarpales; Ectocarpaceae
Source: the annotation of a GenBank genome assembly
AUGUGGAUGCUGCACAUGGCAUCGACCAGCGACCCAGGACAACCGACCACUCUCCGCUUCCGCUGCCACAUUUUAAAGCUUUCGAUAGACCGGACCGCGUGGGUGGACCUCUUGACAAGGCGAAUGCCGCGGCGCUUUCACAAAAGAGCGAGGUGUGACGCUUCGGGCUCACGCGAACACCAACCCGGGUGUAGCCACCAGGCGGCAGCAACAGCAGACGAUGCGGGGCCUCCGGACUAUUCGCUGAUGCAGGUUUGGGACAAGCGGUACCAGGACGGCGUGUCGGUGGAGUGGUACUGCGGCUUCGAGCACGUCCGGCCGCUCUUCGAGCGGUUCAUUCCCAAGGAGUCAAGCGUGCUGGAGGUCGGCUGCGGCGACAAGCCGCUGGCGUGGGACCUGAGAGACGCAGGCUACACCGGAAAGAUCACGAGCUUCGACUUUUCUCCCACCGUGAUUGAGCGGCUCUUGUUGGAAGCCCGGAGCUGCGACCGCAAGAGACUUGAUGCGGGUGUCGACUUUCAGGUUCUGGACGCUCGGGAUCUCCCGUUCGAGGACGGCUCGUUCGACCUCGUGGUGGACAAGGGGGCCGUGGACGCGAUGCUCUGCGACGACGCCGGCCAGGACAACGCAAGGAAGAUUUGUCUCGAAGCCGCGCGGGUCGUAGCCCCGGGAGGCUGGCUCGUGGUAGUGUCGCACGUUCACCCUUCCACCCCCGAGGGGAUGGUGCUCUUGUCGGAGGUUUUGGUGCCGGCGCUGCGGGAGUCUUCUUCCUCCUUGUCCUCCGCCGGGGAGGGCGGGGGGAGGGAGGGCAAGGAGGGAGAAUACGAAGAGGCGUAUGAAUACGAAGAGGUGUAUUCCUGGUCGGUAGAUGUCCACUGCGCCGACGUUGAUGAUGAUGACGAGGAGGACGAGGAAGAUAACGGUGCCGGAGGUGGCCGGGAAAGCGGCGACGGCGGAGGAGGGGAAGAGCGGCAUGGUCAUGGUCACGGAGACGGAGAUGAACAAAGCGCGAGCGGGCAAAGCGCGGGGCCGAGCGCGUACAUGGCACGGAAGGUACCGAGAAGACACACACGCUCGUCGGCGUCGGGAGAGCCGCAAGGCAUACCGGUCCGCAUACACGAGUACUAGCGUAGGUUUUCGGUUUCGGUGGUGGCGCGAGACAUCCGUCCUAGGAGUGGGUAGCUUUGGAGUGAUCAUUCGCCUGCGAGGCGAAACGAAAAGCAGCAUAUUGAUGUGACAUUUUCUUGGUUGUUUUCUUGGGUUCGUUUCUUUUUUCCUUUUUUCCCGGCAUUCUUUCCUCGUGCUGAUUCGUGGCACAGCAGUGGGGGUGGUUGUUGUGCCCAUUGGAGGUGCCUCGGCUGACGUUCGAGCGGUGUCGUCGUUAGGCGUUUCGAUUACACCGCCGAAAGUGUCUGAUAAGGCUUCAUUUGGGGAGACCCGAUCACUCAUCACUUUGGGCUCCAUGAUGGCACGCGUGAUAUCUGAAACCCGUGGGAAUUCAGUGAGGGUCUCGAGCGAUGUCUUCAAUAAGCACGUACGGUGUCGCAGUUAAUUUUUUUCGAUGAAUAGUAUGGUAUACUGCCAUAAUGAUUUGGAGCAGUAUGGAUUGCACGGCUUCCCGGUCUAAAGUUGUUCGGG